AAUGACCCAGAACGUGGCCGAAACGCUCAAUAUGCAGGUGGAUACUGGGUGAAAUCCAGUCAAUUUUCUGAUCAGGGACCGAGGAGGAAUAAAGUCCGCCCCUCGACAGGUGUCUCACACUCCAAAGCAAUUCUCCUGCUUCCUUGCCCUCCUUCUCCCGACUCGCGGCCUCUCCGUGGUGCAACAACUCGGGUCAUUGAGUGCGGGCAGGAGUACGACAAACGCCCUUCAGUGAGACGCAUCUGCGGUUACGAUCGUCGCCAUGGCACCAAAAAAGGGCAAGGAGACUCUCCUUGAGCUCUGCGGGAUAGCGAUGAAUCAGGGAAACAGUAUCGCGGUGCGCAUGCUCGAGUAUCUUGGUACUGUCAAGCACCAACCUCACGGCUUCACCCACCUUGCCAGUGACUUUCUCGAUGUGUCCCGCAUCCUGUGGUCCAUCGAGGCGGGCUUACAAGAAGCAGCCCGCGCCCGCACUCAGUUCCCAGUUGAUAUGACGAAGGAGCUCGACAAGAGGUUUCGCCAGACCAACGACGACUUCAUCGUCCUCAACCAGAUGCUGAGCAAAUACCUCGAGUAUGAAAGAAAAGGCAGGCUCGGCAGAUUUCAAAGAGGUUGGCACAAUAUGUUCGCGGAUGACGACAUCCACAAGCUUCGCGACUCUCUGGGGAAAAGCCAAGACUCAUUAAGAAUGAGCGCAUUGGUUUUCAGAUGGUCGCUCGGGGAAGCAAAGGUCGAUUCGUCCAUUGGCAUAGGUUAUACCGGCCUUGCAGCUGUUCUUGAGCGCAUGAACCCAAGCAGCGCCGCGUCUUUCAAGUCGCCAGUGCUGACACAUGUUCAACCACUGCAAACACCAGCCUCGGACGUGCCAGACCGCUUGCCACCCCUCCCACCCAUCACGAUGGUCUCUGAAAAGACAGCGAAUUACUCCCUUUUCCCACGAGUCGAGGAUUCACUAGACUCGAUGACAACCGCUGUCGAACAUCGUAACAGCGAGCAACAAAGCCUCAAGGCACUCCCGAGCAUCAGGUCCAGCAAAUUCACUGCCACCUCGGCAGCUAGAGAGCUAGGACUCUCACAUAUGGACACUGCACAUACCGAUAUUGUCCUCGAGGACCAUUUGUCGACAGCCGAGUCCUUCACUCAAAUUGAAGAUAUGAUCUCGGAGAUCGAGUUCAACGAGAAACAAUCGACCAAGGUGGUCCGCAUCAAAGCCGAUCCCUCCACUGUGCCGCGAUGGACGCCGAAGCAAAACACUGGCGCCAACUCCGCAGCCCUCAAGACAGCUUUGAUCAGUGCUAUCCAGCAAAGGAAGCACAAGAUGGUCGAGCAGUUACUGGAUUGCGGUGUGCCUCCAGAGAGUGGGCUGGAUGUGAAUGUCCUGCGGGAGGCCGUGCUGAACAAGGAUGCCGAGAGUGUUCGUCUCCUGCUUCUCUUCGGCGCCGACCCCAACAGCCUGGAUAGGAACGGCUCUACGGCCCUCUUGGCAGCAACAGAAGUAACCUUCCUCGAAGCUGCAAAACUGUUGAUGAAGUAUGGUGGCGACCCGAACUUAGCGGCUGGCCCCGACAACAUGGCGCCACUGACGACCGCGGUCACCGAGAACAAGGUCGACCUGGUUCAACUUUUCCUGACUUAUGGCGGGAACGCGGACUUGACCACGACAGAUGGCAACACCCUGCUCGAUGUGGCUAUCAGCAAGACCGUGCCAAAGAGAUUGGUGGAACUUCUACUCGUUUACGGCUCGGAUCCCAACGGCAAGAGCAGAGUCGGAGAGACACCUUUGUUCUGUGCCAUUUCCGUCGGAAGGAUCGACUUGAUGACAUACCUGCUCGAUCAUGGCGCUGAUCCCAAUCUUCCUGGUCCAAAACACCCAUUGUGGCCCUGCACGUAUCAACCCAAAGCUCUACAACUCCUUCUUUCUCGUGGUGGGAACUACAAGAAAUGCCCGGGAAUUCUAGAGUUAGCCACCAGUAUCAACAACAUAGAAUCCAUCACCAUACUCCUCAAGGCGGGUGUCGACCCCAACGCAAAGAAAGACGGCACUUACACGCCUCUGUGCUCGGCCAUCCGCGAUAACCGCGCCGAGCUAGUCUCGCUGCUUCUUGCAAACGGUGCAGACCCCAACACCAUGGCUUCCGAGUAUCCCGCCUUCAAGUGCGUGACACACCAUCGCACAUACUUGCUUCCACAGCUCGUCGCCGCCGGCUCCGACCUGCACCAUCCAAAGGGUAUCAUCGAGAAGGCCGUCGCACACAACAACAAGGACGCGUUGAUGUACCUGCUCGAGCAGCAAGUCAGUCCGAACGACCGCUGUCCUGAAGGAUACACCGCGCUUACCACGGCCAUUCGCGAAGACCGCAUUGACUUUGUGGACAUCCUGCUCGCCAAUGGCGCAGAUCCAGGCAUUCGUGGCCAAGACUGGCCCAUAUGCAUGGCCGUCAAGAGGCCCGCAAUCCUGAAAAAAUUGUUGCCCAAGGUGCACAACCCCCGCGCCGUCAAGGGUGUCUUGGAAAUGGCUGUCGUGGCCAAUGAGCUCGAGAGUAUUAAGUUGCUGUUGGCCGCCGGCGUCAGUGUCGAGGACAAGAACGGCGGUGUCUUCUCACCUUUGACGAGUGCCAUUCGUGAGGGCAGAAAGGAGAUUGUCAAAUACCUGCUGGAUGAGGCGGGUGCCGCCGUGAAUGCUCCUGGUGAACAUCUGCCCAUCAUCAAAGCCAUUCGCCGGUAUCGUGACCCAGACAUUCUCGAGAUGCUGCUCGCUCGCGGUGCCGAUAUCAACUUGAUGUACCGCGGCUGGAAUGCCGUGCUGCAGGCUGUGGAGAACGGCGACAUCACCAUCCUCCGUCUCUUGACUGAGAAGGGAGGCGGCGUCGAUCUCGAGGCCAAGGACGAGUCUGGCAGGACUGUUAUGGAAAUCGUCAACGAUCGCGGUUGGGAUGAAGCUGUUACCUUGCUGCUUGGAGAGGGUCCAAAGAGCGCAGCACCGCCCAGGAGGUCAAGUAUGGCUUAUGGCAAGGUUGCGGGUAUUGCUGUGUAAGAUUCCCAGGAUGAGCGGUGCUCUUGGUUGGUAUGGCGGUUGGGCGGCUCUGUGAUGUGAUGUCUGAUGUGCUCCUAGUGAUUGCUUGUUUCUGUUGGUCUUUGAUAGUGGCAUUCCCAGGUUGCGCUGACUUGAUGUUUUUGCUGUAUCAUUGCCCGAGACCCCCUGCUGAAUAUGUUUGUGUUUGCAGUUUUUCGGCUACUUGUUUCAGUUAGUCAGUACAUACGUAGGAUACCAGUACGCAUAGCAUAAUCGAG
This is a messenger RNA of Exophiala viscosa, 3291 nucleotides long. Its product is annotated as ankyrin. Bases 263 to 3034 code for a protein of 923 amino acids. Lineage: Eukaryota; Fungi; Ascomycota; Eurotiomycetes; Chaetothyriales; Herpotrichiellaceae. The transcript has a single exon. Gene Ontology annotation, molecular function: protein binding. The record is from RefSeq and is a predicted model, not a curated record.